Hemicordylus capensis (graceful crag lizard) is the source of this 3130-nucleotide messenger RNA. It is a transcript of the gene SLC7A13, whose product is annotated as solute carrier family 7 member 13. The record is from RefSeq and is a predicted model, not a curated record. Gene Ontology annotation, biological process: amino acid transmembrane transport. Gene Ontology annotation, cellular component: membrane. Gene Ontology annotation, molecular function: L-amino acid transmembrane transporter activity. NCBI's taxonomy places the organism in Eukaryota, Metazoa, Chordata, Lepidosauria, Squamata, Cordylidae. The transcript has 5 exons. The coding region runs from base 52 to 1506 and encodes 484 amino acids.
GCCCCUGCAUGUAGGUGGGAGAAGAGGUGCAGCAACGCUGAAACAGCAAACAUGCGGAAAGAGAAGUGUGCCCAGGUCAAAGAACCCAAUGAGAGUGAAAAUGGCCAGAUGAAGCUCCAAAGAACCAUAGGAUAUUUUGAAGGAGUUAGCUUUAUAAUUGGGACGAUUGUCGGGGCAGGGAUCUUCAUCUCCCCUACAGGAGUGCUGAAAUAUUCUUUACUCAAUGUUGGCGUUGCAUUGAUCAUCUGGACGGCUUGUGGCAUCAUAUCUCUGAUGGGCGCCCUCUGUUACGCAGAGCUAGGCACAGCACUACCCUUUUCAGGAGGAGAAUACAGCCACAUCAAGAGAGCUCUUGGAUCCCCACUUGCUUUCGUCUUCAUGUGGACAGCAAUGUUCAAUAAACCGGCCUCAAAUGCCGCUCGGGCCUUGCUCUUUGCUGAAUAUGCUACUCAGCCAUUCUACGGUGAGUGCUUGCCUCCAGAACUGUUAAAGAAAUGCUUGGCUUUGGCUGUUCUCUGGUGUCUUGGGAUCCUCAAUGCUCGAAGUGUCAAGAUGGCUGCUUGGUUGCAGACUGUUUUUACCGUACUGAAGAUGCUGGCUCUGUCUGUCAUUGCGAUUGGAGGGAUUGCCCUGCUGAUAAGAGGAAGGAAAGAGAAUACAGCAAGAUUUGAGCAUGCUUUCAGUUCAGAGAUUCCUGACGCUGUGCAGAUUGCAGAAGCCUUUUUCCAAGGGCUGUAUGCCUAUGGUGGCUGGUGGAACCUCAAUUAUAUGGCAGAAGAGAUGAAAAACCCCAGCAGAAAUAUUCCUUGGACUGUGAUGACAGCACUUCCUUUAGUAACUGUGUUUUACCUGUUAGUAAAUGUUUCAUACCUGACCGUUCUCACACCUAAGGAAAUUGUCUCUUCAGUUGCUGUAGCAGUCACUUGGGCCGACAGAGUGAUCCCUUCAGUUGCUUGGACUAUUCCUUUAUCUGUGGCUGUUUCAAUAUUUGGUGCCCUUAACAGCAGCAUGUUCACACUUGGACGACUGAGCUACGCUGGAAGUCAGUCUGGACACUUGCCCAUCAUCAUAUCCAUGCUUAACGUCCACUAUUGGACUCCAGUACCAGCCAUGAUUUUCUCAACUGUGAUUGCAUCCAUUUUUAUUAUUCCAACAGAUCUCAUUGCUUUAACCAAUUUUUUUGGAUUCUCUAUAUGGCUCAUGAUAGGAUUAACAUGUGCUAGCCUGAUUGUCCUCCGGUACCGAGAGCCUAAUCUGCACAGGCCCUACAAGGUGUUUCUACCAGUUGCCUUUGGCAUGGUGGCGAUAGCACUCUUCUUAGUACUCGCUCCUGUAAUCUGGUCUCCAACGGUGCAGUACAUAUAUGCAUCCCUUUUCAUGCUUGCCGGUCUUCCCUUAUACCUGCCUUUGGUCCAUUUCAAAAUCCAUUUUCAGUUUAUUGACAAAAUUACUUGCUAUCUGCAGUUGUUGCUGCAGGUUUCACCUGCUAAUGAUAAAUCUGAGUGAGGGCAAAGGUUUACACUCUGAACUGUUAUCUAGAUAACAGUUCUCAUCAGCUUCUGGAUCAUUUGGAAGGCUAAAGAAGUCUUAGACUGCAGUCCUAAGCAUACUUGACUCAGUGGGACAUUUCUGGGUAAAUAGGUAUAAGGCUGGGCUGCAAGUCAAUGAAUUGCCUGAGUUUUAGUUUAGUUGAGUAGUGGAUCAGUUAAAUCAGCUUAAACACGUAUUCUUUUAAAAAGCAUGCUGUACUUCCUUUCCUUUUAGAUGAUUCAUACGUAGCAGGUAUCAUUUAGAAGGAAAUAGAAAGAUGGUGCUUUCUAUCUGCAGUAUAGUACUUAAAGUACUUAUAUGUACUAGUGGUGAAAGUGGUAUAUAAAUAUUUGUCAUAUUCAUACUGGUACUAAUAACCAUUUAAACACAUUGGCUGAUAUACAGAGCAAAGGGACACUGAUGCAGCAAGAGAGUUGCCUAACAGAACUUCGUGACUAACUGCACCAGUACAGCAAAGAAGCAGCAAUUUUUGAUAUCCUCCUUUUACCCAGGAAAUCCUCUGUGCCACCCAUACAUAUGUCCCCAAGGGCUACACAACCAUUAGAAACAUAUUUACUACUACUACUACAACAAAUAUUUAUACACUACUUUUCAACAAAAGUUCCAUCCCAAAGUGGUUUACAAAGAGACAUAAAAACAAAUAUAUAAAUAAAUAGAAAUGGCUCCCUGUCCCCAUAGGGCUCACAGUCUAAAAAUCUAUUUAAGCACAGAGAGGGCAUCAAAAAUUGCCUCUUCCUCACUGCACCGGUGAAGUUAGUAGGAAAGUUCUGUUAGGCUGCUCUCUCACUGCACUUUUGCAUCCUUGCUUCAUAGGUCGGUGGCCAUUGAAAAUCUCCUGCCCAAUUAAUCAAGGGCAUCUUUUUUCAUUGAUAACAAUGGGUGGGAUGCAGACUAAGUUAGUCAGGACUAAACAAAUAAUAAUAAUAAUAAUAAUAAUAACAACAACAACAAGAAGAAGAAGAAGAAGAAGAAGAAGGUAGCAGGGAUGAUACACUGGAACAUCUGAAAAAAAUACAAGCUACCUGUAGCCAAACAUUGGUGGGACCAUAAAAUUGAAAAGGUUGUAGAAAAUGAAGAUGCAAAAAUAUUAUGGGACUUCCAACUACAAACAGACAAACAUCUGCCACACAAUACACCAGAUAUAACUGUAGUCGAGAAGAAAGAAAAACAAGUCAAAAUAAUCGACAUAGCAAUACCAGGGGAUAGCAGAAUAGAAGAAAAAGAAAUAGAAAAAAAUCACAAAAUACAAGAUUUACAAAUUGAAAUUGAAAGGCUGUGGCAGAAAAAGACCAAAAUAAUCCCAGUGGUAAUUGGCACCCUAGGUGCAAUUCCAAAACAACUUGAAGAGUACCUCAACACCACAGGAGCCACAGAAAUCACCAUCAGCCAAUUACAAAAAGCAACUUUACUGGGAACAGCCUAUAUUUUGAUACGAUAUCUAUAAUAACCAAUAGUAUUGAUGAGAAAAUUCAGCCAUCCCAGGUCCUUGGGAAGGACUCGAUGUCUAGAUAAAACAAAGUCAAUAACACCUCUCUGACUGUGUAAACAAGAAAUAAUAAAAGAAGCAAGUUACAUUCCA